Molecule: messenger RNA, 1815 nt
Organism: Salvelinus namaycush (lake trout)
Lineage: Eukaryota; Metazoa; Chordata; Actinopteri; Salmoniformes; Salmonidae
Product: interferon alpha/beta receptor 1a-like
Exons: 7
Coding region: 126-1322 (398 amino acids)
Molecular function (GO): interferon receptor activity; protein binding
Source: RefSeq, a predicted model, not a curated record
CGGUAAUGUAGACCCUAGGCAGCAAUCACAACAACUGGCCGCAGCAACUGGUGAAAUUAACGAUUUGUGAAGGCAGCGUGAGCAAACGUACGGUUGGAUUCUUUGAUAAAUAAUAAUUACUCAUCAUGAACGUGGGCUUUGCUCUCGUUCUCAUCUGGUCUCUCACAAUAACCAAUGUGCUUGCAGAGCUGCCUGUACCUCAGAACCUGACUCUGCUCACCCUGAACACAGAGUACCUACUAACAUGGGACUGGGACCGGGACCAGACGACCACAGGCAACACUGUUACCUUCACUGCAGAGUACAUGGGGAAGUACAAGAUGCAGAGGAAGAAGAAGAACUGGAGCCGUGUGUGUGAGAGGACCAUACAUACCCACUGUAACUUCACAGGCUCUGAUCUGCACUACCUGGGCAUGUAUGUGCUCAGGGUCCGAGCCAGUGCAGACGAACUGAACUCAGACUGGGUCCUUAAAGACUUCUGCCCCGAUAAAGACGCUGCUUUGGGCCCACCGUCCAGGGUGGAGCUGGCUCCUGUGGGGAACCUGCUGGACGUGACCAUCUCUGACCCCCUGACCAGCACCCAGGGCUCCAUGAAGGAACACGUCCUCUCCCUGUACUACCACAUCCUGUACUGGAGCCUGUCCGAUGACCCUAGGGGUCUGAAGCCUAAUGUGGUGAACUCUAUCAACAACCUGGUGACGCUGCCUGAGCUGGAGGCCUGGACGUGGUACUGUGUCAUGGUUCAGUCUCGCUACGACUACUACAACAAGACAAGUGGCUACACAGCACCCCAGUGCAUGCAGACAGAAGGUGACACCCAGUGGUGGCAGAUCUUCCUGUACUUCCUGGUCUCCCUGGUAGUAUGUUUCCUGCUGGUGCUGCUGCCCUACACCUUCUUUAGGUUCUACAAAUACACCUUCUACCCCACCAUCCAGCUGCCUGCAUACAUCCAGGAGUACCUCUGUGACUCCUCCCUCGGCUCUGAAAUGCCCAUUCUCCUCACUCCUGAGUCGGAGCUGUGCUGUGAUAAUCUGAGCGUGUACGCCGAGGUGGUGCUGCUGGAGAUCCACAUCCCUCCCUUCACAGCUCCCCCCUCAGGGCUGCAGCAUGACAGCAGCAGGCAUAGCCGCCAGGGCAGUGAAGGCAGCGGGGACUCUGGGGUCUACUCCACAGAGGGAGGCUCCGGCCAGCAGGGUUCUAGUGGUGGGGGUGAGCCAAUCAGGAGAGACAAGGAAGUGGAUAAGGUCAAGCUGGAGGAGAUGGGGGAAGAGCCUGGAGACGAAGGAGUUCCGGAUGAGCGAGUUGUGGAUGUGUGCGUCUGAGGAGAGAUGGAGAGAGCGAGAGGAGAGCUGGGUGGAAAGACCGUAGGUGAUGGUUGAAGAAUUGUAGUAGGGAAAGGAGGAGGGUCAUACAGAAUGUUCUCCGAAGUCUGUCUUUCUACCCCUCAAAGGACACUUUGAAGUUGAUGACAUCUCGCAGAUUAAAAGACACAUCUCAAAAGUAAGGGUGUAACGGUAAACGUAUUCAAACCAACUCGUUCGGUAUGGGGGACCUCUGUUCAGUCCGCACUGUGAACCCAGAUUAAAACAUAAACAAUUUUACUGUACCAGUCAAACGUUUGGCCACAUACUCAUUCCAGGGUUUUUCUCUUUUUUUUUACUAUUUUCUAAAUUGUAGAAUAAUACUGAAGACAUCCAAACUAUGAAAUAACAUACAUGGGAUCAUUAGUAUCUGAAAAUGUGUUAAACAAAUCAAAGUAUAUAUUUUAGAUUCUUCAAAGUAGCCACUCUUUGCCUUGAUGACAGCUUUGCACAC